Messenger RNA from Enterospora canceri, 216 nucleotides. NCBI's taxonomy places the organism in Eukaryota, Fungi, Microsporidia, Enterocytozoonidae. The record is from the annotation of a GenBank genome assembly.
AUGGUGAAAAAGAGAGUUGGUUCAGAGAACCAAAUAUAUCAAGAUCUGGAAAGGUUUUUAGGUUUGCCGAUUUCACACGAUAUUAAUAAACAUCCAUUUAUCCUUAAUUCUAUAUUGCAUACCAUAUUAUUAUGCACAAUAACAUCAAUUUUGUAUUUAAAUAUUUAUCAACAAACGAACAACAAAACCAAACGAACUAUACAUUUUGAUAAAUAA